This is a messenger RNA of Cooperia oncophora, 1143 nucleotides long. The record is from the annotation of a GenBank genome assembly. NCBI's taxonomy places the organism in Eukaryota, Metazoa, Nematoda, Chromadorea, Rhabditida, Trichostrongylidae.
AUGGCUGGAUCUGCCAUGUAUGAGCUUGUUCGAGUGGGUCAUGGUGAAUUGGUAGGAGAGAUCAUUCGUCUAGAAGGCGACUUCGCCACAAUCCAAGUCUACGAAGAGACAUCGGCCGUCACAAUCGGAGAUCCAGUGUUGCGUACAGGAAAACCGCUUUCGGUGGAGCUUGGUCCCGGAAUUAUGGGUUCCAUUUUUGACGGAAUCCAGCGUCCUCUUAAAGAUAUUGCCGACAUGACACAGUCAAUCUACAUUCCUAAAGGAGUUUCAACGAAGGCUCUUUCCCGUGAGGCACGUUGGGAUUACACUGUAAACAAGGACAUCAUCGUGGGAUCUCAUGUUACUGGUGGUGAUGUACUUGGAACUGUGCAUGAAAAUCUGCUCAUCAAGCACAAGGACAUACUGUUAGAAGUCGAGUUUGCCGGACAAAAAGAGAAAUUUGCUAUGCUCCAAAUUUGGCCCGUCCGUAAUCCUCGUCCUUGUGCAGAAAAGCUAGCCGCUAAUAAUCCACUGCUAUGUGGUCAGCGAGUACUUGAUGCGCUUUUCCCAUGCGUACAAGGAGGAACUACUGCUAUUCCAGGCGCCUUCGGUUGUGGAAAAACUGUUAUCUCUCAAUCUCUUUCAAAAUAUUCCAACUCGGAUGCUAUUAUUUAUGUAGGAUGUGGUGAGCGCGGAAAUGAAAUGUCUGAGGUACUUCGUGACUUCCCUGAACUAACUAUGGAGGUUGAUGGAGUAACCACUUCAAUCAUGAAGCGUACAGCUCUUGUGGCAAACACCUCCAAUAUGCCUGUCGCUGCUCGUGAAGCUUCCAUUUACACUGGUAUCACCUUGGCCGAAUACUUCCGUGAUAUGGGCUUGAACGUAGCUAUGAUGGCUGACUCAACUUCUCGAUGGGCAGAAGCACUUCGUGAGAUUUCUGGACGAUUGGGAGAAAUGCCUGCUGAUUCUGGUUAUCCUGCAUAUCUUGCCGCUCGUCUUGCUUCGUUCUACGAACGUGCUGGUAAAGUGAAAUGUCUUGGAAAUCCACAACGCGAAGGAUCCGUCACAAUUGUCGGCGCUGUCUCGCCUCCUGGUGGAGAUUUCGCUGAUCCUGUCACAUCCGCUACUCUUGGUAUCGUGCAGUUCCUGUUCCUGUCUCCGUAA